AUGGAUGAUGCUGAAGACUUCCAGGACCUGUUCUGUCACAUGAUGAUGUCUUUUGAUGAGGAAGACGAAGAGUUCCUCAGAAACAUUCUUCAGCAGCAGCCACCUGGUACUGGAAAUAAUAAUGAUGAUAAUAACAACUAUCAUUUGUCUUCUUCUCAAAGUGAAGAUAAAUCCUUUCCCACCGUCGAUUUCUCUAACGACAGCUCCGGCAACCGUGGUGGUUCGAAUGAUAACAAAAACCGCGUGAUGUCUGCUAAAGCAUACAUUUUAUCGUUUGAUCAAUCCAACGUAAUACCGGCAGAAGAAGCAAUCUCAAAGCACGAAGAAUAUGGUACCUCGGAACUUGGUUCAUUAAAAAGGAUGAGAGAAACACGUAAUGUUGAGCCCAGAAAGAAGGCUAGAAACUGUUCAGAGACUGCGAAUCAUAUAAUGGCGGAGAGGAGGAGAAGGCAGCAACUCACAGAGAGAUUUAUUGCACCUUCGGCAGCUAUUCCUGGCUUGAAGAAGAUGGACAAAGCCACAAUUCUUCAAGAAGCCACCAAAUACGUGAAGCAGUUUCGAGAGAGAAUAACAGAACUAGAGAAACAAAAUAGCUUCAACGCAUCAGAGUCAUCGAUGAGAUAG
Neltuma alba is the source of this 624-nucleotide messenger RNA. RefSeq names its product transcription factor NAI1-like. Lineage: Eukaryota; Viridiplantae; Streptophyta; Magnoliopsida; Fabales; Fabaceae. The transcript has 2 exons. Bases 1 to 624 code for a protein of 207 amino acids. Gene Ontology annotation, molecular function: protein dimerization activity. The record is from RefSeq and is a predicted model, not a curated record.